Messenger RNA from Cydia pomonella (codling moth), 1403 nucleotides. Its product is annotated as transmembrane protein 223. NCBI's taxonomy places the organism in Eukaryota, Metazoa, Arthropoda, Insecta, Lepidoptera, Tortricidae. The transcript has 2 exons. Gene Ontology annotation, biological process: nervous system development. Gene Ontology annotation, cellular component: mitochondrion. The record is from RefSeq and is a predicted model, not a curated record. The coding region runs from base 211 to 882 and encodes 223 amino acids.
GAAUGUAACUGGCGCUUAGAGGAUAUUUUUUGAUAUAUUAUCGCUCCGUCUGUGAGGGAGUUAAGAAACGGAUGAUUAAAAAAAACAGCAUUUGAAAGUUUGACACUUGACAGAUUUGUUUCUUCUGGUUUCUUCAGUGUUUUGAGGUUAUGUGUACAAAUGAAUAUUACCAAAAAAUACUAAAAAGUAUCAUAACCAUAAAAGUUAAACAUGUCAUUAAUUUCCUUGGCCUCAAUUAUACUAAAGAAAAGUGCGACUUACCGAACAUUAUUACCAUGUCGUGACUGUAUCAAGAUAAAUGCACCAUUCAGCUCGGUUGCAACAAAAUCUGUGCAUGAAGUUAAUACCAACGUUGUAAAAGACGUUGUUCUGUACAAAUAUGAGAACCCGAAAUAUUUUAAGUACAUGAACAUGUUUGCAGUAGUGCAGUACAUGUUUUGGAUGUAUUUAGGAACGUUCGCGUUCACAUCUCUGAAAGAUGCACCUGUCGACCGGUCCCAGAUAACAGAUGAUACACCUUGGUAUAGAAGAAUAAAUCUUGGUGAUAAUAAGUACAGAAACACGCUUGGUGGCAUAGCUUUGCUAGUCGGCACAGGCUCUCUAGCAAUGAUAUGGAUGUACACCCUAAAAUCAGUCCGUUACCUCGUCCUUCACAAGGAAGGCAAACACCUGUCCUUCGUAACCUACGCUCCGUUCGGAAACAACCGCAUCAUGAAAGUACCCAUAGAAAACGUCUGUUGCAAGGAAGCUAGAAAGAAUGCUAGAGUUCAGUUACCAUUGAAGGUGAAAAAUACUUGGAUGCAUUAUAUGCUGGAUAUGAAAGGGGAGUUCAAGAACCCGAUCUUAUUUGAUGCUACCGCUGGAUUGGCUAGGAAAUGGUAGUUUUUAUACCAUUUACAUAUGUAAGUUUUUUAUGGACCUAUGUAUCACACAUGUAGAUUUCAAAGAACCAUAUGUUUUAGGUAUAGACGGAAAGCUGCAUACUAGUUAUCCUUUUUGUUAGCUGAAUUGUCAAGCUACCUCAAAAUGGUGUGCCAUUUCAUUUCAUUCAUAUUUUCAUAUGAUGCCGACAAUAUAUUGGUCCACUUGUCUUAUUAUUUAUAAAUGUCUUUGAUAUAAAAUCAGUAUGCAAGUAUGUAAUGCUUUUCAAAAUUUUGGACAAAAACUUUGUUGAUAACUACCUACCGACAUCAUUUUACAAUGAAACAUUGGAGAGAAAGUAACAUGAAGUGACCUCACUGCAUCAAUAUCAUAUUCAUAAAACUGUCAUAAAGAAAACAUAAUCAACAGAAUGUAAUGUAGUAAUAGUGAUGCUCAUUUGUUCUGUUUUUUGCUGCAUUUAGUUAUAGUAAAACAGAUACAAAUGUAUUUGUUCAUGUUGUAAAUAAAUACUUUGUUACAAA